Paramuricea clavata is the source of this 313-nucleotide messenger RNA. NCBI's taxonomy places the organism in Eukaryota, Metazoa, Cnidaria, Anthozoa, Malacalcyonacea, Plexauridae. The record is from the annotation of a GenBank genome assembly.
UCCUACUAGAAUUCCCGGCGAAAUUUCUCGUCCUGUCUCCUUAAUCCGUCCGGCGUCAUUCGCUGAUCAACUUAAAAUUGCAAUCGAAAACCAGAAAAGAGAAGUUACACCUACAAAAUGGCAUUUGAAGAAGUCCGAAAAUCGUUCCUUACCGCCAGCGCUUCUUUCCUGCUCCGAAGUCCUUCUCAGAGACGAACGAAAACUUCAGAGUCUCCGUCCGAAAUAUCUCGGACCCUUCAGAGUACUCGAUCGAAGUGAGAAGACCUUUAAAAUCCAAUUACCAUCUGGGCCUGACACCGUUUCCGUCGACAGA